This is a messenger RNA of Arachis duranensis, 4928 nucleotides long. RefSeq names its product ABC transporter C family member 3. Gene Ontology annotation, cellular component: vacuolar membrane; plant-type vacuole. Lineage: Eukaryota; Viridiplantae; Streptophyta; Magnoliopsida; Fabales; Fabaceae. The transcript has 10 exons. Bases 351 to 4910 code for a protein of 1519 amino acids. The record is from RefSeq and is a predicted model, not a curated record. Gene Ontology annotation, biological process: transmembrane transport. Gene Ontology annotation, molecular function: ABC-type transporter activity; ATP binding; ATP hydrolysis activity.
AAACGCAACCUACAAAGUUGGCGCUACUCUCCUGGAGUGAAGAGUAAUGCGGAAACGUAUUGCGUCGAAAGCAACGACAACGUGAUCAUCUUCCCAUCAUUGCUUCAUUCAUCUCCAACGGCAUUCAUCAAUUUUCUGACGUCAUCUUUUCCUUCUCUUCAGUAUUUCCUUCCAAACUCAAACCUCUCUUUACUCGUCACUUCUCUCUUUAAUAACUUCCACUCUUCCACUUUGGACCAAAAGUCAACAAGUCAACCAUUUCCACUGAAAAAUCUUCUCCUCCUUCUUCGUUUUGCUUCACAGUAAGCUUAGGUACUCAGUUUCUCUAAUCUCACUAUUCCUCCAUAAUCAUGCACCUUGCAACUGUUGAUGAUAUUCUCCUCCAACCGCUUUUCACGCGUUAUGUAUCUGCUUCGUUGAACCUAAUUCUGUUAAUUGCGCUGCUUCUGUCAUGGAUAUGGGAGAAAGUUCAUGCGAAUGUGAACCAUAGAGAAAACAAUGAAAGAAUUCGAUUACGUAGUGGUGGAUUCUUGUACUUCAAACAAGGUCCACUUUUUAGCUUAGCUAUUUGUGUGUUCAACCUUGUGCUGUGCUUGCUAACCUACUUUUACUUGUAUAAAAAUGAUGGUGGUACUGGUUCCUCAAACGAAGUUAUUGUUGCAAUUUCUGAUUUUGCUCUUAGAUCACUUGCUUGGGCUGUUGUUUGUGGUUAUUUGCAAUUUGGAAGCUCCGGUUCUUGGGGACAUUUCCCCUCAAGUUUCUUGAGGAUUUGUUGCUGGGUAUAUGCUGUUGUUUCCUUUUGUUGCAUUAUAAUAGACUUUAUAAUCUAUGAAAAGCAAGCUUUCUUGCCGAUUAUGUAUCUUGUUUCCGAUAUAAGUGCUUUUAUUAGUGCUUUAUUUCUGUGUUAUUUGGGGUUUCCCCGAAACCAUGUUGUUAAGAAUGCCCCUCUUGAAGAAGCCCUUUUGAAUGAUGAAUCUUUGGUGAGGAACGGUUGUAAUCGCAAUGAAACCAGAGGAGAUGGAAAUUCAUUGAGCUAUUACAAUGCUGGAUUCUUUAGUUUUCUUACAUUCUCUUGGUUGAGUCCAUUGAUAUCUCUAGGCAAUAACAAGGCUUUAGAUAUCGAGGAUCUUCCUGUUCUUCAUAUCAAUGAUAGUGCCUAUGGGGCUUUUCCAAAUCUUAGGGACAAGCUUGAGUCACAAUGUGGUGAUGAUGGGAAAGUAACCACUUUUAAGUUGGUUAAGGCAAUGUUCUUGUCAACAUGGCAGCUGAUCUUACUGUCAGCCUUAUUUGCAUUCGUGUACACUUGUGCUUCUUAUGUUGGUCCUUAUUUGAUUGAUUUCCUUGUUCAAUACCUCAAUGGGGAGCAAAUGUUUGAAAACGAAGGCUAUGUUUUGGUAUUGGCAUUUGCUGUUGGUAAGUUUGUGGAGUGCCUCUCGCAGAGACAUUGGAUGUUCAGGUUCCAGCAGAUUGGGGUUAGGAUACAAUCAAUGUUGGUGGGGACGAUCUAUGCUAAAGGUUUGAAGCUUUCGUGUAAAUCGAAGGAUGCUCAUAGUAGCGGAGAAAUCGUGAACUUGUUGACUGUUGAUGCUUCAAGGGUUGGUGAAUUUUGUUGGUACAUGCAUGAUCCAUGGGUGGCUGUUUUGCAAGUUGCUUUGGCCUUGUUGAUUCUGUAUCGGAGUGUUGGGCUUGCUUCGAUUGCUGCUUUUGUUGCCACCGUAAUUGUGAUGUUGCUAAACAUGCCAGUGGCAUCAUUGCAAGAAAAAUACCAAAAUAAGUUAAUGGAGUUCAAAGACAAACGAAUGAAGUCAACGUCUGAGAUCUUAAAGAAUAUGAGGAUUCUGAAACUGCAAGCUUGGGAGAUGAAGUUCUUAGAGAAGAUCAUUCAGCUUAGGAAGGCUGAGGAGAUAUGGCUAAAGAAAUUUGUCAUUGGUUCAGUGAUUAUUAGAUUUCUCUUCUUUAAUGCCCCAACUUUUGUUGCUGUGGUUACUUUUGGUACAUGUGUUCUUAUGGGCAUACCACUUGAAUCAGGGAAGAUCUUAUCUGCACUCGCAACUUUCCGAAUUCUUCAAAUUCCCAUAUAUAGCCUCCCUGACACAAUUUCAAUGAUAGCACAAACUAAGGUCUCACUUGAUAGGAUCACAUCAUUUCUUUGUCUAGAUGACUUGCAAGCCAAUGCAGUAGAGAAACUUCCGCAUGGUAGUUCUGAUUUAGCAGUUGAAGUUAUAGAUGGAAAUUUCUCAUGGGAUUCCUCUUCCUCUAGUACUACUCUGGCGAACCUAAAUCUCAAAGUUUUUCAUGGCAUGAGGGUUGCUGUUUGUGGCACUGUUGGAUCUGGAAAGUCAAGUUUACUUUCUUGUGUGAUUGGUGAAGUCCCAAAGCUAUCUGGGACCAUUAAAGUGUGUGGAACAAAGGCUUAUGUUUCUCAGUCGCCAUGGAUACAAAGUGGUAAGAUAGAAGAUAACAUACUAUUUGGCAAAGAGAUGGACAGGGAAAAGUAUGAGAAGGUACUAGAAGCAUGUUCCUUAACAAAAGACCUAGAGGUUCUAUCAUUUGGUGACCAGACUAUUGUUGGUGAGAAAGGAAUCAAUUUGAGUGGUGGACAGAAGCAAAGAUUACAAAUAGCUCGCGCUCUUUACCAAGAUGCUGAUAUAUACCUGUUUGAUGACCCUUUCAGUGCUGUGGAUGCUCAUACAGGAUCUCAUCUUUUUAAGGAGUGUAUACUCGGCCUUUUACAAACAAAAACUGUGAUAUACAUUACUCAUCAGAUAGAGUUCUUACCUGAUGCUGAUCUAAUAUUGGUCAUGAAAGAUGGAAGGAUAACUCAGUCUGGAAAAUACAAUGACAUUCUCAAGUCAGGCACUGAUUUUAUGGAACUCGUAGGGGCACAUCAGGAAGCUUUGUCUUCAAUUAAAUCUUUAGAGAGAAGGACUUCAAGUAAAUCUUUAGAGAGAAGGCUUUCGAGUAAAUCUUUUGAGAGAAGUCCCACGUCUAAGACAUUAGGUCUCACCGUGGAGGAUAGUGAUUCACUAAGUUCUUUUGGAGAGCAAGACUUGGAAAACAUUGAUGAUCAAAAUGGUAAACCAGACGAAAUAGUUGAUAAAAAAGGCCAACUUGUUCAAGACGAAGAACGAGAAAAGGGUAGAGUUGAGUUUAAAGUCUACUGGAAAUACAUGACAACAGCAUAUGGAGGUGUUCUUGUACCCUUCAUAUUACUUUCACAAAUACUUACUGUAGCUUUGAAUGUUGCGAGUAAUUACUGGAUGACUUUGGCAACUCCAGUUUCUGCAACUGCAGAAGCUGCUGUUGGAAGUGUUACGCUUAUGGCUGUCUAUGCUGCUUUAGCAAUUGGAAGUUCCAUUGGCAACCUUGUCAGAUCAAUGCUUACUGUGAUAUCUGGAUAUGUGACUGCAACCAUACUCUUCAAUAAAUUGCAUAUGUGCCUUUUUCGAGCACCAAUGUCAUUUUUUGAUGCCACCCCAAGUGGGCGAAUCCUUAAUAGAGCUUCAACAGACCAAAGUGCAAUAGAUAUUAACAUUCCAAAUAUAUUAUGGGCAGUUACCUUCAAUCUGGCUUUCGUCUUGGGAAGUAUUGCAGUGAUGUCUCAAGCUGCAUGGCAAGUGUUUAUUGUAUUUAUUCCGGUGGUCGCAGCAUGCAUUUGGUACCAGCAAUACUAUUCAGCAUCGGCACGGGAAUUGGCACGGUUAGUUGGUAUAUGCCAAGCUCCAGUAAUACAACAUUUUUCUGAAACCAUUUCUGGAUCAACAACCAUAAGAGCUUUUGAGCAAGAAUCAAGAUUCGGUGACAUAAACAUGAAAUUGACGGAUAGAUAUUCCCUACCAAAGAUGUUUUCUGCUAUAGCAAUGGAAUGGUUGUGUUUCAGAUUGGAUAUUUUAUCCUCCAUCACAUUUGCGUUCUGUUUGAUUUUCUUGGUAUCUUUUCCAAAUGCAAUUACUCCUGGCAUUGCGGGGUUGGCUGUGACGUAUGGGCUCAAUUUAAAUUCACAAGUGGUUAAUAUAGUUUGGUUUCUUUGCCAAUUGGAGAACAAAAUUAUAUCUGUAGAAAGAAUUUUUCAAUACACCUCCAUCCCAAGUGAACCUCCUCUUGUCAUAGAAGACAACCAACCUGAUCCUUCAUGGCCACCAUUCGGGGAGGUUCAUAUCCAAGAUCUACAGGUCAGGUAUGCUCCUCACUUACCACUUGUAUUACGUGGACUUACUUGCACUUUCGCUGCUGGAGCAAAAAAUGGCAUUGUGGGAAGAACUGGAAGCGGGAAAACAACUCUAGUGCAAACACUUUUCCGGCUUGUUGAGCCAGUUGCUGGAAAAAUAUUGAUUGAUAGCAUCAAUAUAUCUUCAAUUGGAAUUCAUGAUUUAAGAUCCAAAUUAAGCAUUAUUCCACAGGAUCCAACAAUGUUUGAAGGGACUAUAAGGAACAACUUAGAUCCACUGGAAGAAUACACAGAUGAACAAAUUUGGGAGGCUUUAGAUAUGUGCCAACUUGGAGAUGAAGUAAGGAAGAAAGAAGAGAAGCUGGACUCCAUAGUUACCGAGAAUGGCGAAAAUUGGAGUAUGGGUCAAAGACAGUUGGUCUGCCUUGGCCGCAUCUUACUAAAGAAAAGCAAGAUCCUAGUGCUUGACGAGGCUACGGCAUCAGUUGAUACAGCCACAGAUAAUAUUAUUCAGCAAACAGUUAAGCAGAAUUUUUCAGGCUGCACAAUAAUUACAAUUGCUCAUAGAAUAACUUCAAUCCUUGACAGUGACAUGGUUCUGUUUCUUAACCAAGGACUUAUUGAGGAAUAUGAUUCACCAAAAAAGUUGCUUAAGAACAAAUCUUCAGCUCUUGCUCAACUAGUUGAAGAAUACACUCGAAGGUCAAACUCUGGUUUGAAAGUUGAGACACCAGUGAAUUGAACCUUGUGUGGAACCAAA